Trichoderma asperellum CBS 433.97 is the source of this 294-nucleotide messenger RNA. Lineage: Eukaryota; Fungi; Ascomycota; Sordariomycetes; Hypocreales; Hypocreaceae. The record is from RefSeq and is a predicted model, not a curated record.
AUGAUGCCUUUGUUGCCAAGUCCACCUGUGGCUGCAUCUCAGUGGGCUCUGCAUUCCGUGCCUGCAUUACCUCCAGUUGCCAAGAGGCGGCCAAGCUCCUCUAUUUCAUAUGUGCUCCAAGCUCCAAGCUCCAAGUCCCAAACACAUAUACCUCGCUCGGCCGAGUGGCCACAGCGUCUCGAAGCGAGAGCCAGCCGUCUAUUUCGCCUUGCAGAGCGCGGAUCCUCAAUUGCCCAGGAGCCACAGGCAUGUUUACGGAAUGCUACUGAUAAUGUUACUGAUAAUGCUGACUGA